AUGGGGUGGGUGUCCCUAGCCAGCGGGGAGGGGGCGGAAGGAGGCGAGUGUAGUGAACUAGUGGAUGACGCGCAUGUCGUGGCGGCGGCUGCGACUACCUUCGUGGCGUCGCUGGUGGGGGUGCCUUUAUGCGCGCGCGCACUCGCUGAGGGAAGGAAACUCGCUGUCAUUGCUACGUCUGCUGCGUUUGUGGCGUGCUGGUCUCUGAAGCUAUGUGGCGGAGGGUGGUGGGUGGUGGCAGCACGAGCAUGCGCGGGACUCGGCGGCGCCGGCGCCUGGUGCCUUGCGCCUCUACUCGCCAGAGAGAUGUGUGAGGAAAGCGUGCGCGGCGCGGCGGUCUCUGCCCUGGUGCUGGCUCACAACCUCGGUUUCCUGCUCAUGUAUGUGGCUGCGGACGUGCAAAUACCACAUAGGACAGUGGUGUGGGCGUGUUUGGCACUGUCGGCGGCCCACUGCUUACUGUUCCUUUUUGUGCCGGAAUCACCGCCCUACCUUGCCUCCAGUGGGAAACCAGAGAAAGCACGUGCAGCACUAGCUUGGCUGCGUGGCGUAUCCAGCGAUGAUCCAACACUUGAAGCAGAGCUGUGCGCGUUGCCACUACCAGAUGAGACGGUGGUAUCACCCUUCCAGUUGACCAGAGAUCUAUUGAGUGACAAGCGUCGUCGACGCGCAUUCAUUCUCUGCACGGUGGCGGUUGUAGGGCAAGAAGCGUGUGGCGUGCUGGCUCUGCUCCAGUUCGCAGAGCGCGUGUUCGUGCUGGCUCGCGACGAUGCUGCUGCGGGGAGCCCGGUUGACGUGCUCGGCACCCCCGCACGACAUGCACUGCUGUUGGGCGUUGCGCAGUUGGUUGCUUCUGCAUUAGCUUUGUAUCUUGUUGAGAAGGUUGGGAGAAAGCGACUCAUGGUAUGGUGCGGACUAAUAACGGGUGUCUGCCUAUGCGGGGGAGCGGGUGCGGUGCGGGCGGGGGGUGCCGGCGCGGGCGUCGCUCUGGCGGCCGCUGUGUUCGCAGACUCGGCCGGUCUGCAGCCCGCGCCCUAUGCUAUGCUGGCUGAUAUGUUUCAUUAUCAGUACCGUGGCUGCGCUGUAGCGCUAGUCAGCGCUUUCGCGUGGGGCGGCAACGCGCUAGAAGUCAUCGUGUUCCCUCUAGUAGCGCGGGCCGCAGGCGUCAGCGCAGCGCUAGCGCUCGCCGCUGCGCUAACAUUAGCGCUAACUCUGUUCGCUGCGUACGCGCUGCCCGAGACAAAAGGAUUGACUCCCGAUGAAAUAUAUGAUGUGCUGUGUCCGCCUAAAACUAGUUGUGAUAGUGUGGUCACUGAAGGCUGUGAUAAUAAGAGUUUUUGUACUAAAAUAAUUACAAAACUUCUAAACCUUAACAUUCGCGCACUACCACACCAGGGCACUAGUGUUGUGUAUCCCGUAACCAUGGCAACCGAAAUGGGUCUUCUAGACAAGCUGUCAGUAUGGCUGGGUCGGGGACGCGCCGAGGUGACGGUCCUAGUACUGGGGCUGGACAACAGCGGCAAGAGUACACUCCUCAAUGCUCUCAGACCUCCGGAGCAGCGCACACAGCAUGCUGCACCAACUGUGGCUCAACAACAGGAGCAUUUCACUAGUGGUGGUGUAUCAUUCAGUGCAUGGGACGUGUCGGGAGCGCCGCGUCACCGCGCGUUGUGGGAGCGACACUACCGCCGCGCGCACGCCGUCAUUUUCGUCGUGGAUUCUGCUGAUCAUCUGCGACUAGUGGUGGCUCGUGAGGAGUUGGAGCUGCUCCUCGCGCAUCCUGACAUGUUCGGCAGACGGGUACCUCUGCUGGUGUUCGCCAAUAAGAGCGAUGCACCACACUCGCUUGCACCCAUGCAGGUUGCUGCAGCACUAGGCCUAGAGCGCAUCUCGGACAAGCCGUGGCACAUUUGCGCGUCGUGCGCGCUGUCGGGCGCUGGGCUCGCCGACGGCGUCGCGUGGCUCGCGCGACAGAUACGCGACGCACAUCUACCGAUCGCACAUACUUAAACACGCGUACUGCAUACAGGGUGGGUCGUUCACAAUCACAUUAAAUCCUAUCGCAUAUACUUUAUGAUAUUUUAUGGCGAAUUGUAAAAAAAAUUACCUUAACCACAGGAGUCAUUUUUCG
Helicoverpa zea (corn earworm) is the source of this 2131-nucleotide messenger RNA. It is a transcript of the gene Arl6, whose product is annotated as probable metabolite transport protein CsbC. The coding region runs from base 1 to 2010 and encodes 669 amino acids. Gene Ontology annotation, molecular function: GTP binding; transmembrane transporter activity; GTPase activity. The transcript has 13 exons. Gene Ontology annotation, biological process: transmembrane transport. Gene Ontology annotation, cellular component: membrane. The record is from RefSeq and is a predicted model, not a curated record. NCBI's taxonomy places the organism in Eukaryota, Metazoa, Arthropoda, Insecta, Lepidoptera, Noctuidae.